UUGGAAGACAGGAAGAAAUGGAUAAAGCCCAUGCAUAUGGUGAUGAAAUUUUGUGCCCUGUGUGUUUAAACAUAUUUGAGACUCCAGUUUCCAUCCCUUGUGGACACAGCUUCUGUGAAAAAUGUAUUACACAGUCUUGGGAUCUAAAGGAGGAUGAACAGCCUUAUUCCUGUCCGGUCUGCAAAGAGAGGUUUAGAAAUAGACCUCAGGCAUAUAAGAAUUUUGCACUUAAUACCAUGAUUAAGAAGAUAAAGAAAAUAACAAUCAAUCUUCCUAAAAAGAGUUAUGUGCAACCCAAAGAGGGCUUUUGUGUUGUAUGUACCAGGGUGAAUUCCAGAGCCAUCACAAUCUGUCUGACCUGCUUGGCUUCCUAUUGUGAGACUCACAUUCAACCUCAUAUGGAGUCUGAGGCGCUGAAGGCACACAAGCUUAAUGAGCCAGAUACAAAACUGCAGAAGGUUUGUGCAGUUCAUGGAAAACCUUUGGAUCUUUUCUGUAAAUUUGAUCGGAAAAUUAUCUGCUCAGAGUGCUCCGUAACCAGGCACAAGGGGCACAAUAUAGAGCUGGCUAUGCAUACUAUAAAUCCUGUGAAUGUGUCAGGGAAUGUGCUUGAGAAAGGUCCUAACUCAGACUCUGAGAUAAGGGUCGUACUGCUUGGAAAGAGUGGAGUUGGGAAGACUUUGGCCUGCAACACUAUACUGGGGAGGAAAGGUUUCAGAGAUGAACCAGGAACUACUAGAUGUGAGAAAAGGGAAACAAUGAUUGAUGGCUGCCCUGUUGUUGUAAUCGACACCCCUUCCUUCUUUAGUACACAAAUUCCUCAGGCAACUGUCAUUGAGGAAGUUAGAAGGUGUAUGGAACUGUCUUAUCCGGGGCCACAAGUGUUUUUAACUGUGGUGGAGAUUGGCAAUUUUAAUGAAAAAGAUAGUGAAAUGAUAAAGAUGAUCUCAGAUAUUUUUGGCAGGAAAGUUUAUAAACACAUGAUGGUCCUUUUCACUCAUGGAGAAAAUCUAGGAUUCAAAAACAUCAAGAGGUUUGUUCAAGAAGCGAAGGGGAUCUCAAGAAGUUGCUCAGCAUGUGUAACUACAGGUAUCAUGUCUUUAGAGACUCAGCAAUACGUUACGGGAUGA
Messenger RNA from Polypterus senegalus (gray bichir), 1130 nucleotides. RefSeq lists its product as uncharacterized. Gene Ontology annotation, molecular function: zinc ion binding; GTP binding. Lineage: Eukaryota; Metazoa; Chordata; Cladistia; Polypteriformes; Polypteridae. The record is from RefSeq and is a predicted model, not a curated record. The transcript is spliced from 3 exons. Bases 18 to 1130 code for a protein of 370 amino acids.